Aplysia californica (California sea hare) is the source of this 1037-nucleotide messenger RNA. RefSeq lists its product as uncharacterized. The record is from RefSeq and is a predicted model, not a curated record. Lineage: Eukaryota; Metazoa; Mollusca; Gastropoda; Aplysiida; Aplysiidae.
GCACUAGUGGGUAAGGAGUGUGAGAGCGAGUCCGACUGUGGAGCGGGCGAGUGCUGUCAGAUCCUUAGUGAGUUUAUGGUGGUGAGUCGACGAGCUGUGGAACUGCCCCCGCCUGAAAUCUUGAUGCCUGGGUCCACAAAAGGAACAUGUCAGAUGUACCGAGUGGAAGGUCAAGGUUGCGACAGCCUCGCAAAGAUCAACGGCUACUGCGGCUGCGGUCCGGGGCUGUACUGUAACGUGUACGAGGCGCCCCUGCCCACCACCGCCAAACACGCGCCACCACUCACACGCAGGGACAUGCGCCCUUCUAGGCCUGGCUAUCAUUGGGUGUCUCAGUGCGAUAAGACCAACAGCACUACAAAACAGCCGUGAAUCCAAACCUAUACGAAGAAAAGAUGGCCACCGUUCAAUUUCAAAAUUUGGUAUCGGAUAGACAGUAGCAAUGGAGACAAGAACAGUAACAUAACCAAAAACAACAAUAAAGAUAAUAACAACAGCAACAAUACCAAUGAUAACAACAGGCUAAUGAUUUUAGAAAAACAACCAUAUGUGAAAGAUCAAAAUACUACUACUACUACUACAGGGUCUGUGGAUUGCAAAAUCAGAAUAAUAAUUUGACAGUCAAUGGUUUUUAUGAAUAUUGUCUUUACUUAUUUCGUUGUUCAGUUUAUAUGAUGGGCUCGUGGACAUAUUCAAACAGAAUAUGAGUUGCAUCCCUUACUCAAAAUUUUACUCGUGUUGCACUGAGGACAACAACACAGCACUUAUAUGACCUUAGUGUGUUGCAAGUGCCGUAAAACUCUUACUUAAAAUUAAGGACUAUUACUGUGUUUUACAAGGUAUGAGAAAGGGAAACAACGGCAAAGUGAACUUAUACAAAAAACAACAACAACUCCCCCCUACCUGAACUGAAAGCUGAGAGAAAGCUAUCAUUUUUACUCUGUGCCAGUUAAGCUGUUUACAAUGAGAAAUUUCAUUUCGCCAAAUUGAGUCAAUAAUUAAAAAAUCACGGUUGCAAUAAAUCUGUUAAAGCAUUA